UAAAUCAUCUCUGCAAAUCCAACGUGGAGGAACUAAUUGAUUUAAUUUCAGUUAAUUAUGCUAUGCGUACAAUUUCUGAGUGCUUGUGUAUUAAGUGUGAUAUGCUGCCAGAUUAGCAAAUAUUAACUUCCCAAAAGAUAUUGGUGAAUGUUCAACAAAGAAAAAUUCAAUAAUCGUCAUUCGUAUAAUCUGAUUGCCUCUGAAAUUUUGGUCCAUGACUCAAUGGUGGCUCAUCAAGUGGAAAAUCAUCGAAGAUCGUGAGCUGCCUUUCUAAUACACAGCUGCCCGACCAUUAAUCUCCAUUUGGAAUAGUUCAUCUCUCCAAAUACAAUGUGGAGGGACUAAUCAGACCAAUCUUUCUUUGCUAUCCUUUCUACUAGGAGUUAGCAACCUUUGUUGCCCCUCAUCUUCUCUUUGUUCCUUUGUUUUGUAAUUCCUUUUAUCGUCUUAUUUUGGUAGUUGGAACUCUGCUGAGGUUUCAACCUCAACAAAGCCUACUUUUUUUAAAGCUGGAAUCUGGCGCAAGGAGUUGAAUUUUGGGUUUUCUUGCCAAGGCUUUCCUGGACAUCACAAUGGCCGGCGAGAAGACAAUUGAGAAACAUAUGGAGGCAAUGAGCAUGGGUUCAAAGUCAGGUUCCUUUGCUGCUUUGGCUAAGGAAGAUAUGGCUUCUGGGAAAGGUGGUGGCCCAUCUGAUUCUAAAUUUUGUGUAUCUUCAUCAGAGAACACUACUUUUAGCACCAAAGCAUGGAACACCAAGCAAGCCUUUUCCCACCCACCUACUGGCUUCUAUAGUUACUACUACCCAGGAUAUGAUAGGGCUUAUAGAGAAUGGGAUGAUCAGGUGUAUUUUCUCAGGGGAGGAAUAGAUAUGCCAUACUCUGGCUCUGGCUUUCGAUCAGCUACUCUUCAGAAAGUAUACAACCCCAAAGUGUCUUUGUUUCCUAACCAAGGGCAUGUAGGAAUACGCCCACAAAAUGGAUUCACUAACUCGAGGACAGAUGGCCGAAACUGGGCUGUUAAUGACAGAGUUAAGGUGAGAGAGAAUUUCAACAGACAUGGGGUGUUUGGCGCAUCUAGUGAUCGAAGCCGUGGUCCUCGGGCUAGCAGAGUGAAGGAUCCUUUAAACUCAUCAUCUGAUAAGGAUCAGUUGAGUUCUUUGGUACAAAGGGACCAAUAUAACCUAAAGGAUUUUCAGACUAAGUAUGAGCAAGCAAUGUUCUUCGUGAUAAAAUCAUAUAGUGAGGAUGACAUUCAUAAAAGCAUCAAGUAUAAUGUAUGGGCAAGCACUGCGCACGGAAAUGAGAAACUCAACGCAGCAUUCCAUGAUGCAGAGAUGAGAUCAAGUGAAAAGGGCAUCAGGUGUCCAAUCUUCCUCUUCUUCUCAGUAAAUGCAAGUGGGCAGUUUGUAGGAUUGGCUGAGAUGAUUGGGCAGGUUGAUUUCAAAAAGAGCAUGGAUUUUUGGCAGCAAGACAAGUGGAAUGGUUUCUUCCCUGUAAAAUGGCAUAUAAUAAAAGACAUCACUAACAGUCAGCUUAGGCACAUCAUACUUGCAAACAACGAUAAUAAGCCUGUAACAAAUAGCAGGGAUACUCAGGAGAUUGGAUUUUCACAGGGUUUGGAAAUGCUGGAUAUUUUUAAGAACUACCCAGCAAAAACAUCAAUAUUAGAUGAUUUUGUUUUCUAUGAAGAUGGGGAGAAGUUGAAGUGCCACAGGCCCUCACCGCCACAUUUGGAAAUAAGGUGUAACAAUAAUUCUCCAGCGUCCAGCAAACAGGCCUUUAGUAUUAUUACUAAUCUCGUACUGAAUUCUUCUCAGAAGCGCCCAGAAACAGCCGCAGGGAAGGACGAGGCGUUGGCAAGAGUGAAGGGAACUAUGGGUCCGAAACGAUCUCUCAUCACCCUCACGAAGGACUUCUCUCUCAAUCCCUGAGUUCCUAAGAAGGAAAUGAUUAUGAAGUAUGCGACUGCGGCGUGAUUAGACCUGAAGAAAUUCUCUGUGGCCCCGCUUAAUAAGUUGAUGUUAUUGUGAACUUUCCAAGUCUGAGAGUUGGAAUCCAGUGAAUUUCCUGGUUUUGGUUCAUUUCUCCACCCCAUUUCUGGAGACAUUUGGUAUAUUUGAUGUGUUGGUUUUGGGCCAGGGCAGGUUGGCACCAUAAUUUAAAAACUCAAGAAGGCGACUUGACUCGAUGCUCAAUCAGACUCAAGCUGAGUCGAGUCAGACUCCUUAGUGAGUUUCACUGUGACUUGGUUUGAUUUGUGGUCGAGUCAAAUUGACUCAGUCGAGUUUUGAAUCAGGUCACUGAAUUUUAGAACAAUGAUUGGGACCACAGUUUAAAAAUCUGAAAAUUCAACUCGACGCAAUGUCUAGCUGGGGUGCUUUACUCGAAGACUCGACCAAGUCAACUUGGAUUGAUUCAUAUUAAAGAAUUAAGCUAAAAACAUUUGACUUUAGAGCAAGCAUUUAAAAUAGUUAUGAUUGUUUAAAUAUUAUCAGCUACCAGAAAAGGACAUUCCCAAAUGCCCGCAUGUGGUAUUUUGGUUGAGGAGUUCUUCCACCUUUUAGCAAA
Molecule: messenger RNA, 2568 nt
Organism: Magnolia sinica
Lineage: Eukaryota; Viridiplantae; Streptophyta; Magnoliopsida; Magnoliales; Magnoliaceae
Product: YTH domain-containing protein ECT3-like
Exons: 8
Coding region: 573-1931 (452 amino acids)
Biological process (GO): mRNA destabilization
Cellular component (GO): cytoplasm
Molecular function (GO): mRNA binding
Source: RefSeq, a predicted model, not a curated record